This is a messenger RNA of Dreissena polymorpha, 1842 nucleotides long. Its product is annotated as nuclear factor NF-kappa-B p100 subunit-like. The transcript is spliced from 2 exons. Gene Ontology annotation, molecular function: protein binding. The coding region runs from base 162 to 1196 and encodes 344 amino acids. The record is from RefSeq and is a predicted model, not a curated record. Lineage: Eukaryota; Metazoa; Mollusca; Bivalvia; Myida; Dreissenidae.
UAACCUUUGUGUUUGAUUAAUUAAGCGGUUAUUUUACAUGCAGGCAAUAUAUAGACAAAAAAUGGUUCACGUUAACCUAAAUUUUGUGCAAAAUGUGUGAUAAAUAAAAUUUGACCAUUCGCUGUUUAUAAUAUACUAAUGUGUAUCGUUGAACAUUGAACAUGGAUAAGAUUACCGAUUUAGACUCUUUAGUGGAUACAGACGAAUGUUCUAUAAAUGUUAAAGUACCGAGCUCCAUUUUUAAACCGCAUCAUUUUUCAAAAGACGGUGUUCCUUAUAACACUGAAAGCGGAGAAACUUUGAACAAACUUUUCUCUGGCGAAAUCGAACUUAGCAAAGACAAAAACUCACAACAACGUAAAGACUACUUCCAAGAAACGAGAGAUUUAACACAGAAAUUAAGUGAUAUUUGCUUAUAUGAUCGAACGAUUGAGCACGGUGGUAACUACAGUAGUAACGUAGAGAAGUAUGAAAUUGAGCUUUUCACUAAUGCAUGUAUAGAUGGGGAUGGUGAUACGCCUCUCCAUUUGGCAAUAAUAUGUGUAUAUACAAUACAGCAAAUAUCAUACAUAAUUGAUGCUACUUUGAACAGAUGCCAUCAUCAUGAUUUCUUGAAUCAUCAAAACUACCACUACCGACAGACACCAUUACAUCUGGCCGUUCUUACAGGACGGACUGAUAUCGUGCGUUGUCUUUUAGGGUUGGGAGCGCAGACGACACUUCAAGACAGUCAACUACGCACGCCUGCACACAUUGCCUGUGGAAACGGGGACGUAGAGAUUCUAAAGGCGUUGCUCGAAAGCGAAGGCAAUGAACUCACGCGGUCCGUAGGUCUCUACGAUCACCAAGGCCAAACGUGUCUUCACAUCGCUGCUUUGCACGGUAACACUGAACUAGUGAACAUUCUGUUAGCCCACGGGGCAGAAAUUAACGCCCCGGACAGAAAGAGUGGCCGCACCGCUCUACACUUCGCUGUGGAGUCCGGUCACAUAAACACGAUCACUUGUUUGGUAAGAUACCACGAAUUAAAUGUAGAUGUUCGGACCUUUUCGUGCGAAUCCCCGGCAAAACUAGCCUACGGGAGAAGUGAAACGAGAGCCGAUGUGGUUCAACAACUUUGGCGUUGCCGCAUCUUAGAAGUAUCCGGUGGUCAUCCCAAUGAAUGCAGAUUGUGGAGAUUGCGACGAUUACUGUGACGAAGAACGAGGGACAGAAGCUUCGAGAUAACUUCUCUGUUGUGAAAUGCGAAUCACUUGCAUCUACCAAAGGCUCCUCUAACGUGCCGUUAAGGAGAAAGGAUGUGAAGACCAGUACAGUACUCUAGUCUUGUGGUUGACUCGGCUGUUGAUAGCAUAGGGCUUGAAUAGAAUUGAACUGAUUUCAGAGCCAACUUUACCAUGAGCUAAAUUGUUACAGAUAUUUUCGAACUACUAUAGGACAAAAUAAAAAAUGACUUUGUACAUAAAUUGAUACAAUUACAUUAAAAGAUCAAGGUAGCGACCAAGUCAGGGGUAUGCCACAAAUAUUACACCAGUGGAGCAUGCAUGUGUACUGUUUGUGUGUGCGAUAAAUUGUGCCGCCAACAGAAAAGUGUUUUAUCUAUCCCUGCUUCCAAUAUUUGCAUUAAUUACUUACCGUGAGCAUACGCAAAGUUCAUUUUAUGAUCGUGUAUGACUAAUGGCGAUGUUGCUUGACAGAUCGUAUGUGCAAUUUUUUGGUUAUACCUUAUCAUUUCUUUUUGAUUUUGAAUGUAUUUAUAUAUUUGAUAAUUUUAUAUCGCCGAGUAUUAUUGUUUUACAGAUAUACUGAUACAAACAAUCAGUGUUUUGUCAUUAAAGUAAA